UUUGUUUACAGCGCUGGUGUUCAUUGUUGCUGCUGACGUAAUGUGAUAAUAGAACGUUGACAUUUUAUGAUCAACACAGAAAAGGAUAUUGUUUAUUUUAAGUGAAAAGUCAGAUUAUUCAAUGUGUUGCAUUCUUAGUAAACUCUUUAUAAACAACUAAGCUACAACCUUUGUUAGGUAUAUGGAGAUAUACAAUCUACAAAUGAUUAAAUAUAAACCAUUUUUACUUUAUUAUGGACCAUAAUAAUUCAUUGUGGGGUGAAAUGUUUCUCCAACAAGUUAUUCCAAUGAAUUGUCAUCAGACGUUUCUCAUAUUGUGCUUUCUAUCAAAGACUUGUACGGGUUCUCUGCUAUCACUAUAUAUUCAUGCAGAACUGUGACUGUGGUUUUGUGCUCACAGCAUUACAAAUAAAUAUAUGAAAGUUCACCAACUGUUUCUCUGGAUGGGCCGCAGACCUCAGAGAGAAAGUAGAGACUAAACCUUUUUUUUGGUCCCAGUGUAUUUUUUUUUACUUUAAUCCCCGAUAUUUAGUAGUUUUAGUUGCUUGGAAAGAGACUCAGUCAAAGCAGUUAUUUUUUAAUUGAUGGAUUAAAUGUAGACUCUUUUCUGGGGGUUUGAGAAGCAUUUUAACAUCACGCAAGAUUAUAAUAAUGUUAGUCACUGUCUCUUAACUUUUAACUUGUCUUGUUCUGUGUUUUCUCUCUGUAACUAUGUGUUGCUGCCUGUCUUGGCCAGGUCUCCCUUGAAAAAGAGAUUUUUAAUCUCAAUGGGACUCACCUGGUUAAAUAAUUUUAAAAGGAAGUAAAUGGACAAAAGUUUCAUUUCUUUUUUUGUGGGGGAAAAUGUCAGCUGACUGAAGGAUUAUAGUCACAUGUGUCAUUUACAGGCUGGUAGAGUUUCAUACUGACAAAACAAUCAGACAAGACUUUGGCAGCACAGCUUUUGACAGAGCCAGGCUAGCAUUUCCCAGUCUUUAUGCUAAGCUAAGCUACACUCCAACUUAAGCUCCAUACUUAACACACGGACAUGAAAUCUAAAUAUUUGAUCAUUGUGGAGGCCCAGUUCUGCAAUGUGAUGCAAAUUAAUAUCUUGUAAGUCACAGAAAUGACAAAAGAAUCAUAAAAAUUACUUUAUUUUCGUGUCAUGCACUUAACACCCCCAAACCUCACGGGACGUCACACCUAGUAUCUCCAAAUAACGACAAUCGGGUCAGAACGCUGAGAAGGUUUCUCCAUAUUUUGAGAUGCUGCGUAAUUAUUUCAAGAACGUUUCUCACUAUAAUGACUUACAGCGUUUUUUAUCACAACCAAUGUAAAUAUAUUUGAAUCAUCAGCAUACAUUUAAAGCCUUGACAGAAAACCAGACUUGUAAUGAGGUUAAAUUUGUAAAUUUGGGAUAAAAGUGACCCACCAAUCUGAAAACUAUGUCUCCUCUCAGGGAGAUGAUCUACUGGGUUGUGCUGAUCUCUUGUGCCAGUGGGUUGAAUGUGGAGGGGGGUUCUUCAAUCUUCUAUCGGGGAGAGAAGAGUAAAAACAUCACAAUAAAAUGGGACAGUCAGAUCAAACCUAACAUUUCUUCCACCAACCUGCUUUGUGUUUUCCAGUCAGAGAGAAACAGGGUUUUAUAUUGUAUGCUUGCCGGUGUCGAGGUUUCAGGGUCUCAGGAUGGACAGUUUGUAGGACGAGUCCAGUGUAAGAAAGACGUCCUCAGAGAAGGACGACUCAGACUUCAUAUGGCCAGACUCAGGACGGACGACUCUGGAAAUUAUUGGUGUAACUUAACCACAAUUUUUGGCGAGACCAUGGCGAGAGUAACAUUUGUUCUGAAUGUAACCACAACAAAGUCCGGACUGGAAACUAGUGAAGGAACAAAGACCCAACCAGGAGGCCCAAAGAGAGGACAAGAUAAAUACUACAAUCGGAUGGUUGAACUGGGUUCGGGAGUUGCAGGAGUUGCAGUCGUAUUCCUUUUCUUUCUAUUUGGUUUGGUUAUUUCAACUGUAAGAUCAGGAGGUCAACAACAAGAUCCAGACCAACAUGAAACUUCGACAGAAAUGGUUAUUGCUUGAUUGAGCUGAAUAAGUGACAUCCCCAAACUGCCUCAGAUGUGAACGGACAUUUGGCAGCAUGGCGAGUACUCGCCCUGCCUCACAUGAUUUAAGAUGAGUCCAAACUGCGAGAAGAUGCAGUCGACUUGGCGGAUAAAAAGCUGACUGCACUAUUUAUGUUCCUUUUCUAACUAACUCGUACUACAGCUUAUCAAACUGGUAACAGCUAUAUGUAGACACACAUGAGCAACUUGUGAGGACAAAACAUGAUUCCAAAUGCUGUACUCGGGAAAGCUAAUAUCCAAGAGAGUCUCUCCGAUACUUGGUGGACUUCAGACUGCUUUGGGAGGAAAAAAGGUGAAUCUAGGAUUAAUUAUGAUUGGUUCAAAGUCUGUGCAUGUCACAACAUGUUAUGUUUGGCUCAAACUGCCCCUUUGGUCCCCGUCUGAACUCACUCUCCAAACACACCAAUUUCCAUCCAGCCACCAGAUGGCAUCAGACUUUCCCACCAGAUUCCUACACCCACCUGUUACUCUCUCCCAAACUGACCCUUGGCUAAGCCCCCCCCCCUACAUUACCAUGGAGCCCACACUGUAACUAACUGCAGUACCUAAAAAAAUUUAAAAGCAAUCUUUUAGAGAGAAGCAGACAAAAAUGUCUACAAUAUGUGUUUGAAGAGUAUAUCCCGGAUGAAAACAGGUUAAAAAGAUAAAGAUGGAAGCUACAGAUCACAGUGUAAAAGUGAACACCACAUGACCUGAUGAUCAAGACAUAAGACAAUGAUAUUAACGAACAAUGCAGUUCCUGGAAAGCUGAGUAGGUCUUUAAACAUUGCUAAAAUUAUUAAAAAGCAAAAGCAGAUUGUGUAUAUAUUCAGUACACUUUCAGUAGGUAGCAAGGAAUAGACGUGCUAACGCUAGUAAAUUAUGUGCUAACGUACUCUGCUAGCGUUAGCUCCACAGGUUUUUAGGUAGAAGCGUAAUGUUUUAAAAACUUAUCUCCCCGGGUAAUGAGCAUGUUGUAAUAAUUACAUAACGUAAUAAUACACAACCAGGACGAGCUCCAAAUCCUAUAAACCAGCCUGAAAAUGAAGAUCAUCUGAAACCAUUGCACAAGAGUCUAUGGAGCAGAGACCCCCCACAGUAUUUAUACCAGCCCAGCUUCACCUGCUCUUUGCCAGAUCCACCUGAGCCUGAACCUGCCCCGUUCCUAUCAACAGGUGGAUUCUCUGCCUCUUCAGUAUUCAGUUUCCUGUAAGAAUGUUUAUUAUCGUGAACCAUUAAAUCACUGAACUGUUCCAGUCUGCCUGUUUCUUUAUCUUGCUGCUACACAACUGUUGACAGUCUAACUGCGGUUUGUGAAAUAUUGAUUUGUGUACAGGGACACAAAUUUUUUUAAAAAUGUCGAUUCACUAAGCAUGUUUUUCAAAGUAACGUUAGCCUUAGGCGCCAAAACGAUUGAUAUUUGCUGCACCCUUAAUUACAUCAUUGCUGUCUCACAUAUAAAAUAUUCCAGAUCAAUGUCGACUGGUGGAUCAUCC
Anarrhichthys ocellatus (wolf-eel) is the source of this 3588-nucleotide messenger RNA. RefSeq lists its product as uncharacterized. NCBI's taxonomy places the organism in Eukaryota, Metazoa, Chordata, Actinopteri, Perciformes, Anarhichadidae. The transcript is spliced from 5 exons. The record is from RefSeq and is a predicted model, not a curated record. The coding region runs from base 1425 to 2069 and encodes 214 amino acids.